AUGGGGUGUUGCGCCAGCACUGCAGCAGGAGGCUCGAAGGCUAAACGGGUCUCGCGGUGGCGAUCCACCGGCAUUGUUGGCCUGCGCGACUCCAAAUUGAAGACGUUUCCUAAUGAAGUAAUUGAAAUGGAGAGAGCAGUGCGAACACUCGAUCUAACACACAAUAAGAUCUCUGAUGUUCCUGGAGAAAUCAGCAAGUUAAUCAAUAUGCAGCGUCUGUUGAUAGCUGAUAAUCUAGUUGAGCGCCUUCCAGGGAAUCUUGGGAAACUUCAAUCUCUCAAAGUUUUGAUGCUUGAUGGAAACCGUAUCAGCUGUUUACCUGAUGAAUUGGGUCAGUUGGUAAGGCUUGAGCAAUUAUCAAUCUCAAGGAAUCUGCUCAUAUACUUGCCUGAUACAAUUGGUAGUCUGCGCAAUCUUGUGCUGUUGAAUGUAUCAAAUAACAGAUUGAAAUCCCUUCCAGAAUCAGUAGGAAGCUGUGCUUCUUUAGAAGAAUUACAGGCUAAUGAUAACGCUGUUGAAGAGCUCCCUGCAUCACUCUGCAAUCUGAUUCAACUAAAGUCUCUCUGCUUAGACAAUAAUCAAGUGAACCAGAUUCCAGAUGGAUUGCUGAAAGAUUGCAAGAGUCUGCAAAAUCUGUCUUUGCAUAACAAUCCCAUUUCCAUGGAUCAGUUUCAGCUGAUGGAAGGAUAUCAAGAAUUUGAAGAGAGGAGAAAGAAGAAAUUUGAUAAGCAAAUCGAUUCGAAUGUGUUGAUCGGCUCUAAAGGACUCGAUGUAGGCGUUGACAAAUGA
This is a messenger RNA of Microthlaspi erraticum, 789 nucleotides long. Lineage: Eukaryota; Viridiplantae; Streptophyta; Magnoliopsida; Brassicales; Brassicaceae. The record is from the annotation of a GenBank genome assembly.